Molecule: messenger RNA, 4032 nt
Organism: Erinaceus europaeus (western European hedgehog)
Lineage: Eukaryota; Metazoa; Chordata; Mammalia; Eulipotyphla; Erinaceidae
Gene: HIF1A
Product: hypoxia inducible factor 1 subunit alpha
Exons: 15
Coding region: 403-2868 (821 amino acids)
Biological process (GO): regulation of transcription by RNA polymerase II; cellular response to hypoxia
Cellular component (GO): nucleus
Molecular function (GO): protein dimerization activity; DNA-binding transcription factor activity, RNA polymerase II-specific; RNA polymerase II transcription regulatory region sequence-specific DNA binding
Source: RefSeq, a predicted model, not a curated record
GCAGAGCGCGCGCGUCUGGUCCGCAGGCGGGCGCGCCCCCGUUCUUGCCGCGCGCGUCCCCGGGCGCGCCUCCGCCCUUGCCCGCCGCUGCCUCAGCUCCUGAGUGCACAGAGCCGUCUCGGCUGAGGGGACGCGAGGAUUCCGGUCGCCAGUGCUUCGGGCCCGGCCCGGACGCUUAGCAAGCUACCUGAGGAGCGGCUCUUCGGAGCCGAACCUGGAUCCCCGGGACUGAACUGCAGCCUGCUCUUCCUGCCUCUGUUCUCACGAGGGGGCUCCCGUCUCGCACCCCACCUCUGGACGUGCCUCCCUUUCCCUCUCUCCGCGUGCGGAGGGAGCCAGCGCAUAGGCCGGAGCGAGCCUGGGGGCCGCCGGCCGCGAAGGCUUCGCGGGCACCCGUUCGCCAUGGAGGGCGCCGGCGGCACGAACGACAAGAAAAAGAUAAGUUCUGAACGCCGUAAAGAGAAAUCUAGAGAUGCUGCCAGAUCUCGGAGAAGUAAGGAGUCUGAAGUAUUUUAUGAGCUUGCUCACCAACUGCCACUGCCCCAUAACGUGAGCUCACAUCUUGAUAAGGCUUCUGUUAUGAGGCUUACAAUCAGCUAUUUGCGCGUGAGGAAACUUCUGGAUGCUGGUGAUUUGGAUAUUGAAGAUGAAAUGAAGGCACAGAUGAAUUGUUUUUAUUUGAAAGCCCUGGAUGGUUUUGUCAUGGUGCUCACAGAUGAUGGUGACAUGAUUUAUAUUUCUGAUAAUGUGAACAAAUACAUGGGAUUAACCCAGUUUGAAUUAACUGGACACAGUGUGUUUGAUUUUACUCAUCCAUGUGACCAUGAGGAAAUGAGAGAAAUGCUUACCCACAGAAAUGGCCCUGUGAAAAAGGAUAAAGAAAUAAAUACACAGCGAAGCUUUUUUCUCAGAAUGAAAUGUACCCUAACUAGCCGGGGGAGAACUAUGAACAUAAAGUCUGCAACAUGGAAGGUACUUCACUGCACAGGCCAUAUUCAUGUAUAUGAUACCAACAGUAACCAGUCUCAGUGUGGUUAUAAGAAACCGCCCAUGACAUGCUUGGUGCUGAUUUGUGAACCCAUUCCUCAUCCAUCAAAUAUUGAAAUUCCUUUGGAUAGCAAGACUUUCCUGAGUCGUCACAGCCUGGACAUGAAAUUUUCUUACUGUGAUGAAAGAAUCACUGAGUUGAUGGGAUAUGAGCCAGAAGAGCUUUUGGGGCGCUCCAUUUAUGAAUAUUAUCAUGCAUUAGAUUCUGAUCAUCUGACCAAAACUCAUCAUGACAUGUUUACUAAAGGACAGGUCACCACAGGACAAUACAGGAUGCUUGCCAAAAGAGGUGGAUAUGUCUGGGUUGAAACUCAAGCAACUGUCAUAUAUAAUACUAAGAAUUCUCAGCCACAGUGCAUUGUAUGUGUAAAUUAUGUUGUGAGUGGUGUUGUUCAGCACGACUUGAUUUUCUCCCUUCAACAAACAGAAUGUAUUCUCAAACCAGUUGACUCUUCAGAUAUGAAAAUUACUCAGCUGUUCACCAAAGUUGAAUCAGAAGAUACAAGUAGCCUCUUUGACAAACUUAAGAAGGAACCUGAUGCUUUAACUCUAUUGGCCCCAGCUGCUGGAGACACAAUUAUAUCUUUGGAUUUUAGCAGCAAUGACACGGAAGCGGAAGAGCAACAACUUGAAGAAGUUCCUUUGUAUAAUGACGUAAUGCUCCCCUCACCAAAUGAAAAAUUACAGAAUAUAAAUUUGGCAUUGUCUCCAUUACCUGCUUCUGAAACUACAAAGCCACUUCGAAGUAAUGCUGACCCAGCACUUAAUCAGGAAGUUGUAUUAAAAUUAGAACCAAAUUCUGAGUCACUCGAACUCUCUUUUACUAUGCCCCAGAUUCAAGAUCAGCCAGCUAGUCCUUCUGAUGGAAGCACUAGACAAAGUUCCCCUGAGCCUACCAGUCCCAGUGACUAUUGUUUUGAUGUGGACAGUGAUAUGGUCAAUGAAUUCAAAUUGGAGUUGGUUGAGAAACUUUUUGCUGAAGACACAGAAGCAAAGAAUCCAUUUUCUACUCAGGACACUGAUUUAGACUUGGAGAUGUUAGCCCCCUAUAUCCCUAUGGAUGAUGACUUCCAGUUACGUUCCUUCGAUCAGUUGUCACCAUUGGAAAGCAGUUCUACAAGCCCUCAAAGUACAAGCACAAUUACAGUAUUCCAUCCGACCCAAAUGCAAGAACCUACUAUUCCCACUACCACUACUACCACUGAUGAAUUAAAAACAGUGACCAAAGAGGGUAUGGAAGACAUUAAAAUAUUGGUUGCAUCUCCAUCUCCUACCCACGUACCUAAAGAAACUACUAGUGCCACAACAUCACCAUAUAGUGAUACUCGAAGUCGAACAGCCUCACCAAACAGAUCAGGAAAUGGAGUCAUAGAACAGACAGAAAAAUCUCAUCCAAGAAGUCCUAAUGUGUUAUCUGUCACUUUGAGUCAAAGAACUACUGCUCCUGAGGAAGAACUAAAUCCAAAGAUGCUAGCUUUACAGAAUGCUCAGAGAAAGCGAAAAAUAGAACAUGAUGGUUCACUUUUUCAAGCAGUGGGAAUUGGAACAUUGUUACAGCAGCCAGAGGAUAGGGCAAAUAAUACAUCACUUUCUUGGAAACGAGUCAAAGGAUGCAAAUCUAGUGAACAAAAUGGAAUGGAACAAAAGACAAUUAUCUUAAUACCCUCUGAUUUAGCAUGUAGACUGUUGGGGCAAUCAAUGGAUGAAAGUAGAUUACCACAGCUGACCAGUUAUGAUUGUGAAGUUAACGCACCUAUACAAGGCAGCAGAAUCCUAUUGCAGGGGGAAGAAUUACUCAGAGCUUUGGAUCAAGUUAACUGAGCUUUUUUUCAUAUCUCAUUCCCCCCCCCCCUUUUUUUUGGACACUGGUGGCUCAUUACCUAAAGCAGUCUAUUUAUAUUUUCUAUAUCUAAUUUUAGAAGCCUGGCUAUAAUACUGCACAAACUCAGUUAGUUCAAUUUUGAUCCCCUUUCUACUUAAUUUACAUUAAUGCUCUUUUUUAAUGUUUAAUGUCAGAUAACAGACAGCACAUUUACAAGGUCCUUUGAUAUUUAAGCCAUCGCAAUGCAGUAGCAUCUUUUUAAAAAUGCACCUUUUUAUUUAUUUAUUUUGGACUAGGGAGUUUGUCCCUUACUGAAUUAUUUUUAAUAAGAUGCCAGUUUUUUAAGAAGGCAGUAACCUUUCAUCAUGAUCAGUUUGAAAAAUUUUUACUCAGUUUUUUCACAUUGUACACAAACAACAAUGAUUUGCCAGCAGUACAUGGUAGCCACUGUUGCACAAUAUAUUUUCUUAAAAAAUACCAGCAGUUACUCAUGCAAUAUAGUCUGCAUUUAUAAAUCUAGUUUUUAAGGAGCCUUUUUUUUUGGCCUAUGGAUUGUUAAACCUGGAACAUGACAUUGUUUGUCAUAUAAUGAUUCUUAAAUGCUUGUAUGGUUUAUUAUUUAAAUGGGUAAAGCCAUUUACAUGAUAUAGAAAGAUAUGCUUAUAUCUGGAAGGUAUGUGUUGUUUAUUUGGAUAAAAUUCUCAAUUCAGAGAAACCAUCUAAUGUUUCUUUAGUCACUUUGCCAGCUCAAAAGAAAACAAUACCCCUAUCUGUAGUUGUGAAACUUUAUGCUAAUAUUGUGUAAUUGAUAUUAAACCAUAUGUCCUGUCCACCCUGUUGGUAUAAAGAUACUUUGAACAGAUUGUAAACACACACACAAAAAAAUCAUGCUUUGUUAGCAAAAUUGCCUAGUACGUUAAUUUGCUCAAAUAUUGUUUUGUUUUUAUGCACUUUGUCGCUAUUAACAUCUUUCUGUUUUCAUAUAGAUUUCAAUAAUUGAAUAAUUUUAGAAAUAUUAUUUUAGAAAGAUAUAGUUGUCAUAGUAAUAAACCCUUGUUUUUCUAUGUGCAUUGUACAAAAUUUUUGUUCCUUUCCCUCCUUGUGGUUGGAUCUAACACUAACUGUAUUGUUUUGUUACAUCAAAUAAACAUCUAUGGACCAGG